AUGGCACGGAGUCACCAUCGCAUUGGACAAGGCCUUCAGGCCUCGCUUAUAAGCCUCACCCUCGUACUCGCGCUUGUCGCGCUCUCUGCAGCCCUCGCUUCCGCGUCCGUGAGUCCCGCGCGCCCACGCAACCUGCUUGCCUCCGCACUAGCAGACUUCAAAUCGCGUGGCGACUUGAAUGGGAACAGCAACGGCGGCUCGAGUCCCAAGCCAGGUGCCAGUGCGUCGUCCGUUAAUCCCGGCGGCCGCGUCGCGCGGCUUCACAUGCUGUCGAAGGAGCAGACGCGAGUCGAUGCCUGGACGGGAGUCGCAAGCCCCGACGCGGGGAUUAACCCCCAGUUCUACAACUGGAAUGUGGUGCUUGUCAAGUACUGCGACGGCAGCUCCUUCACGGGCGGUUCGGGCAAGAAGAACAAGACGGAGGAGACCGGCAAGACGCUCUACUAUAGGGGACACUGGAACUUAAACGGCGUGCUUCAAGAUCUGCUGGACACUCAAAAUCUGAACCACGGGGAGGAGGUGCUGGUGGGGGGCUGCAGCGCGGGCGCGGUGGCCGUGUCGAUCAAGUGCGACCAGAUCGCCACGUGGCUCGAGGAUUACGGCAUCAAGACCAAGUGCUUUAUGGAUGGAGGUUUCUUCCCAGACGUGGUGGAUGUGAACGGCGAGCGGUCGCUGCGGGAGAAGGUGCAGCGGCUGGCAACACUGCAUGACAUCGACCGGAUUGGGAUCAACGGCGACUGCAAGGAUG
Closterium sp. NIES-65 is the source of this 748-nucleotide messenger RNA. The record is from the annotation of a GenBank genome assembly. Lineage: Eukaryota; Viridiplantae; Streptophyta; Zygnematophyceae; Desmidiales; Closteriaceae.